AUGGCGAAGAAGUCGUCAAAGGAGCUGCGAGAGCUGUACGAAGAGUGUUCGAGACACGUGGAAAACUUACGGUACCACAAGCAGGAGCUGCUGGGUGUAUCGGAGUUGUUCGUCGUCAACAUUCUAUCGUCUUGCUUGGAUCGUGAGACACGCGAGCAUUGGGAAGCUACCGUCAAGAAGGGUGAACUCCCGAAGUAUGCGCAGACGAUCGAAUUCCUGAAGCAGCGGUGCGCCAUCCUGGAACGGUGCGAGCUAGCUGCCCCUGCGUCGUCUGCUGUCCGGUCGGCAGUUCCCAAGGCGGUGCAGUCCUCGAAGCCAUCGGCAAAGAUCAUCUCGGCAGCCGCGACAUCCAACGAGGCGGAGUGCGAUCUGUGUGACGGGUCUCACGCGAACUACAAGUGUGGCUCGUUCCGCGGCAUGAGUGCUGCGGAGAGAUGGGCUAAGGUGCGUGACGCGAGGCUGUGCUGCAACUGCUUGCGCAAGGGUCACCGAGUUGGACAGUGUCCGUCGGACCGAUCCUGCAAGUGCGGCGAAAAUCACCACAGCUUGUUGCACCAGGAGAAGAACCAGCAGCAAACCAUGCCGAAGCCAGAAGCGGCUCCGGUAUCAGCGAAGGCGCCGUUGGCAGUGUCAUCCACCAGCGUGAAGGCUGGUCCCAGUGGCACGGGUGCGCCGAAAGUGAACGACGAGAACGAGCAGCAGGCAACGUCGUGUUUCAGCAGCGGAGCGCUGAAGUCACCGCAGCAGGUUCUGCUGCAGACAGCGAUCAUCAACGGGGCGGACAAGGCCGGCAGGUUCCAUCCGUGCCGCACGUUGUUGGAUUAUGGUUCCCAGGCGCACAUUUUGUCGGAGGCGAUGGCUCGAACCCUCGGCCUAACCUUCGAAAAGUGUAACAUGACGGUCAUUGGAGCCAACGCAUUCCAAGACAACAUCUCGUGCCUGAUUUCGGACAAGCCCACGGGACGGAUCCCGUCGGCAAGAAUCGAGACAGCUGCUUGGCACAUCCCGAGCGACGUGUUCCUGGCAGACCCGAAGUUCAGCGAGCCGCACGAGAUCGACCUGGUCAUGGCGUCGAACUACGUGUGGGACUUGCUGCGAACGGAUCGAGUGAAACUGGCGAACGGCACCGUGACUCUGCGUGAAACCGAUCUGGGCUGGAUCGUGACCGGCGUGUACGACCCGUUCCAGCAGCUGAGUUGCCAAGUCGUCCACAUCACGCUGAAGGAUCAGCUGAACAACGCCAUCGAGAAGUUCUGGCUAGUCGAAGAACUAGCAGACAAGCAACUGCAAACCAACGAAGAACAGGAAGUGGAAGAGCACUUUCGUGGCACCCACGGCCGUGACGAAAGUGGCCGCUUCGUCGUCCAGUUGCCGUUCAAGGACACGGUUCUUGAGCUGGGCGACAACCGAGUCCAGGCGUUGAGGAGAUUCGACCUACUGGAGCGCCGUCUGUCGCGCAACCCGGAACUCCGAGAGCAGUACACGACGUUCGUCGAAGAGUACGAGGCGCUGGGUCACUGUAAGGAGAUUGAUGAGCAACAAGAUCCACCAGAAGUGCGUAAGUACUACCUGCCGCACCACGCUGUGCUAAAACCGUCCAAUUCGUCCACGAAGCUGCGGGUGGUUUUCAACGCUAGCGCGAAAGCCGGCAAGUACUCCCUGAACGAUGUGUUGAAGGUGGGACCGACCGUCCAGAACGACCUGUUUUCCAUCGUUCUUCGAUUCCGUCGCCAUCCGGUCGCUUUCACCGCUGACGUGGUGAAGAUGUAUCGGCAGGUGCGGGUGCAUUCGAGCGAUACGCCGUACCAGCGAAUCUUCUGGAGGAAGAAGCCGAACGAGCGCUUGCGAGUGCUUGAGCUGAACACCGUGACCUACGGAACGGCGAGCGCCCCGUUCCUCGCGACGCGGUGUCUGGUGGAGCAGGUGGAGUCGGUGAAAGGCCGGUUCCCAGCAGCCGCCAAGAUCGUGAUCGAGGACAUGUAUGUCGACGACAUGCUGUCCGGCGCCAGCAACGAGAAGGAAGCAGUGAAACUUGUGCUGGAAGUGAAGAAGAUCAUGGAAGAGGGAGGUUUCCCAGUGAAAAAGUGGUGCUCUAACUCAGAGCAAGUGCUACAGUGUGUGCCUGAAGAAGAUCGGGCGAAGCCGAAGCCGGCCAUCAAGGCUCUGGGUGUCCUGUGGGACCCACGCGAGGAUGAGUUUCGUUUUGUGAACUGUUUGGAAGAGUGCGACGACAAACCAGUCUCGAAGACGAAAGUGUUUUCGGACAUCCUUAAAGUGUUUGACCCACUGGGCUUCGUAGCCCCAGUCAUCGUGCUGGCCAAAGUGUUCAUGCAGAAGUUGUGGGCCAGCAAGAUGGACUGGUCUACCGAACUAAACGAAGAGCUUCUGUGUGAGUGGUUCGAGAUUCGAGAGUCUCUAACAGCGCUGAGCGACAUUCGUGUGCCACGAUGCGUCGUGGUGCCCAACACGGUUCUGCACGAGCUGCACGGGUUCGCUGACGCGUCGACCGUUGCCUACGGGGCCAACGUCUACCUGGGGUGCAUCCGCGGGAAUGGGUCGGCCGAGCUGUCCGUGCCGAACCUGGAGCUGUGUGCAGCGCUGUUGCUUGCGUGGCUCGUCGUGAAGGUCAUCGAGACGCUGGAUCUGGAGCUGUCCGUUAUCGAGCUGUAUUCGGACAGCCAGAUAGUGCUUGCAUGGCUGAAGAAGGAUCCGAAUCUCCUGGAGACCUUCGUGCGCAACCGCGUCAUCCAGAUCCUCAAGUUCACAGAGAUCGUCUCUCGUGGGAUGAGUCCCAAACUCUUGAGUCGAUGUCCGAAGUGGUGGAAGGGGCUUCUACCGCUGACGAGCGCAGCCUACGUUCCUGAAGAACCCCCCGAACUCGAGGACAACGAGCUGCCAGGGCUGGUAGCCAUCGUCUACAACAGCGAUUCUCAACGGGGGUACUAG
This is a messenger RNA of Culex pipiens pallens (northern house mosquito), 2946 nucleotides long. RefSeq lists its product as uncharacterized. The transcript is spliced from 4 exons. Bases 1 to 2946 code for a protein of 981 amino acids. Lineage: Eukaryota; Metazoa; Arthropoda; Insecta; Diptera; Culicidae. The record is from RefSeq and is a predicted model, not a curated record.